This is a messenger RNA of Pseudoliparis swirei, 4261 nucleotides long. RefSeq lists its product as uncharacterized. The transcript is spliced from 32 exons. Lineage: Eukaryota; Metazoa; Chordata; Actinopteri; Perciformes; Liparidae. The coding region runs from base 32 to 4261 and encodes 1409 amino acids. The record is from RefSeq and is a predicted model, not a curated record.
UUUCUGUGACGCCGCUCCUGUGCCGACAGGAAUGCUUCAGACCGAAUGUCUCGAGCGUCACUUCCGGCUUUCCGUCAAGUCCAGCUUCCUGAGCCGGAACGUCCGUUUCCACUUUGAAGACCAGCAUGGACUCCGCCCCCUGUCUCACCGGGAGGCCUCGCUCUGCGGUUACACCGUCUCCGUCGACCACGCCGGGCACCUGGUGCUGCGAGCCUCCUUCCUGGCCUGCCACGUCCGCAGAGAGGUAGGCGUGCCGCCGUGUCUUUGUCGGAGGAUCGACAUUCCUCGCCGCGCUCACCUGUCCGAGGAGGUGGUGUUCCCCCUCCAGCUCCACUGCUCACUGCCGAGUCCAUGGAGCACCAGAGAGAUCAUCUGUGAGGAAAACUAUAUGGAGGUGUCCAUCCAGAAGCCUCUCCUGCCCACGACGUCCCAAAGCGAGAAGGAGGGCGCUGAUGAGGCCGACGUGGCCGUGACGUUCCACAGAGACGAUCGGCCGCCGGAGGAGGCGGCGGCGGUCUUGUCCCCGACGGAGGCCGCCGCUCUGGGCUGCCACGUCUCCCCGCGUGGCUCUCGCCUCGCCCUCCGCUGCCCCUCCCCCUCCCCGCUCUCACACUUUGUCAAGAGCGACUUCCUGGCUGUGGACGCCACCGUUUCCUGUUCUCGGAACGAGGCGACGGCGGACGGGUCCGACCUGCUGUGGUCGGUCCCGUACGUCCUGUCGGCGCUGGUCCACGGGCGCUUCAGGGACAGAGGCUUCAGCCUCGGAGUGAACGGGCGAACUCUGAGUGAGACCGAGCACCAGGGAUACGAGGUGAGCCUGCGGGGGGGCAGGGUGGAGCUCAGGAUUCCUGCAGGAGCCCACGGCGGAAACAUUAAGAGCGGGGUUGUGAGGGGCCGCUACAGCCAGUCCAUGACGGCCGAUCUGUUCCUCGUGAGGCGCUGGGAGGACGAGCGCUGGCCCCUCACGCAGCAUCGCUCCUUCAGGCGCCUGAAGACGCCUCUCGUCCCAAAGAGCCCGGCCCUCACUGACAACACGUUGUCCUCCGAGGGAUUGUUCUCCGUCACUUUAGGCCUCUUUGCGCCUGAUGUUUCCCUCCAGAAGGUCACGGUAGACGGUGUCGGUGACCUUCUCAUCUGGACCCCCAGCGACACCGACGGCCUCAGUGUGUCCAGGAUCUCCUACCUCAACGGGAGCCACUCCUACCUGCUUAGUUUCCUGUUGUCACACCCAAAAAUAAUCCCAGAGUACAUAGGUGGUGGCUAUGAGACGUACAGUCUCUCUUUUACCUUUAUUCUUCGCAUCUCCCCCAGCGGAGAGGUGUUUUACCAUCACGCCACAGUGGAGGAGAGCGUAGCAUACACAGCGCCACCGUCCCCCAAGCUGCAGGGGAAGUGCACCGAGAGCAGCCUGCUGGUGCUGCUGCACCACGGGGCCCACAGAGAGCUGCAGUGGGAGCUCUUCCUCGGGGCUCGCAAGCUGGACUGGGACCUGGUGGAGAUGGGCGGCUUCCUGGUGAAGGCCGAGGAGGACUUCCUGACCGUGGAGAUCCCCCUUUACAGCGUUGGCAUGAACUUUGCGGAUCUGACGUUGGGGGGUCUGGUCUCUGGAGUGGAAGUGUCUGUUGUGGACGCCGAGUCUCUGACCGUGAAGGACACUCUGGUCCAUAAAUGCACCUUUGCCGUUGUAGAACUACUGGUGUGUUUGCCAGAAGGGAGGAUGGUGGCGGUCGUGGACACCACCCACACCAUCCCGCCCACUCAGCCCAGCCGGACCACCCUGUUGGACCCCAGCUGUGUUCCCUCGGAGACGGACAGCGCCAGAGCCCUGUUCAACUUCAGCCUGGACUCCUGUGGGACGACUACUGAGGGAAGUUUCCUUGUUUAUGAAAACCAGAUCAGUUACCCUCAAGACUUUCUGCCUUUGGAUGAUCCUCUCAUACACAGAGAUUCUCCAUACAGGCUGACGAUUCAGUGUCGCUACCCAGCCAACCAGAGCAGCGCUGUCGCUGUCCAGCACCCUCUGAACUCCUCUCUGGACCUUUCGACCAUACCAGUCAGACGCAGACGCAGGAAAGCUGCAAACACAGGAGCUCUUCACAUGGAGUGUCGUGAUCGUUACUUCACGGUAGCUGUGGAUUUGUCCUUCACUGGGAAGGAUCCUCACUUUGAGGCUGCUGAUGGGACGGGUGUGUACGCCAUCACCAAGCAGUAUGCAGCGCAGUGCGGCUACAGCGUCAGCCUCCUCCCCCUUCAGGGCCGCUUGGAGCUCCGAGCCUCGUACUUCAGCUGCCACGCCGACAACAAGGAUGACGAGGUCUUCACGUUUAACUUCAACUUGAUUGCAACACGUGAUGGAAAGGUGGACUCCUAUGCUCUGACGAAGACCUGUUCUCCCCCUCUUCCCUGGUCUCCCAGAGAGAUUACCUGUGAGGAAAACUACAUGGAGAUCUCUGUGAGGAGUGAGAUCACCUGUUCCCCUCGCACGAUAAAGGACGACUGGAAGUCUCUCAAAACUGCGCAUAGGUCCACUACCUCAGACUGGCAGGUGAUGUUUCAGCGAAAUGAGGAGCAGUUGCCGCCCAUGAACCUCUCCGAAGCGCGCAAGCAGGGCUACGCGUUCGCCGUGACCGACGGACGGCUGGUGUUUCGUACUCCGUAUGGACAACUGGACUCAUUCGGCACCGAGAUGGAUGGUGUUCCGGUAGAGGCCGUCCAUGUGACGCUGUUCUCCAGACAAAACUGGGCGGUCAUCAUGAUCGACCUGGUGGCCGCUUGCUCCAUGCAUGAAGGAUCUUAUGAUGGCGGCUACGUGAUGUGGGAAACCCCUGAGGUGCCGUGCCGGGGUCUUCACGGCACACGACUCAACUUUGGCCUGAAUGGUGAACUCAUGGCGCGACCAGUUGCAGAGGAGAGGGGCUUUAUUGUGACGAACAGCAACACAACAGUCCAGAUAAGCGUCCCCUAUAAUGCGGAAGGAGGAUACAGGAAGAGCUACGUGACUGGCGAGCUCUACGAGUUUUAUGUAUUUCAUCUCUACUUGGAGCAAAUCCUGGCGGAUCCGAAUCGCGUAGAAACCAGACUACGAGUUCACAGGACUCUGUCCACUCCCCUGCUGCCACGCUUCAUUUUCACUGAGGACCAAACGGUUCUCGACCGGCGCACGUUCACGGUCUACCUCGGCGACGUCCCCGAAGACGUGCAGUUGGCCGCCGUUCAGUUGAAUGGACAAGAAUUCACGGUUCCCUUCGCGAACUCGCUCGGACACACGGUCACGAAGGUCGUUCACCCCAACAACACCCUCGGCUACACGCUGACGGUUUCCUUUGACGACCCGCUUGUUGGGCAGAAGAUCUCUGAAGAUGCAGUUUUUCACUAUCAGCUGGACAUAAACUUCACACUGAUGGUUUUGCCUGAGAACGAGUCUUUUUACCAAUUGACGCGUGUCGUGGCGUUGGCGGAUGUCUCUCUUCCAGCUUUUGACGCAGUCUGUUCGGAGUCCGGCAUCAGCUUCACACUGGUCCACCGGCCGUUUCACUCCUUCUGGGAGAUCUGGAUCGGCUCUGAGCUGCUGACGCCACAGCUGGCAGUCCGGCGCGGCUACGUCAUGAGCAACGAUAGCCAGACUCUGGUGCUCGAGGUGCCGCUCUUCUCUCAUGGCUACGAGUAUGAGGACGUUACGUUGAAGGGAUUCUUUGGCAUCUUCAAGAUCGUCAUGCGGCCUCGCGGGCCGUCGUCCAUCCAGAGCUUAACUAUCAAGUCUUGUUCGUUCUCGAGUACCGAACUCAUUCUGUGUUCAACUGAUGGGAGGAUGACCGUGGUGGCUGACUUUUCUCUGGCCACCCAAAGUGGAGGAGUUCCUGGAAGCUUCAACCUGGUUGACAGAGACUGUGAACCCAAAGAGACGGACGGCUCCAGGGCUCUGUUCUCGUUUCUACUCAACGGCUGUGAAUCCACCAUCAAGCUCGACAAGGAAAAUGUGAUCUAUCAAAAUGAGAUUUUCUAUAGUCUCAACACAUACGACGGUAUAAGUACGGUCGUCUCUGAUGCUACUGAAGGGGUGAUGAUCCAGUGUUCGUAUCCUCUGGCUGGUCUUCAUCGCCUCUUCUCAGUGUUUAGGUUUGAGUCUGACGCGGCUGGUGUCGGCAGCAUCAUCCACACGACGCGGCCCACAGCAGGUCCCACCAUGAAGCCCACUGCAGCGCCUAAAAGCACACCUGCUAGACGACCUACCGAGCGCGAGGAUUCUCAACAACUAAAAUAA